Messenger RNA from Guillardia theta CCMP2712, 330 nucleotides. RefSeq lists its product as hypothetical. The transcript has 3 exons. Lineage: Eukaryota; Cryptophyceae; Pyrenomonadales; Geminigeraceae. The record is from RefSeq and is a predicted model, not a curated record. The coding region runs from base 1 to 330 and encodes 109 amino acids.
AUGCAGUCUCCGCUGACACAGACAGAGUACGGAGCUGACCCAGACUACAAGAAGCCGCCGACCAUCAAUGGCAAGAGUGUGAAGCCGAACAAGUAUCCAGUAUGUGAGCCUUUCUACAAGGCGUACUACGAUUGUGUCCUGGUGAAAGAAGCCAGCUUCGGGAAGUUUGUGGGGAAGUGCGACGAGCUGAGGAUGCGGCUGGAUACCUGCAAUGCUCGUGAGCUGGAAAAUGCUCGUCACCGAAACAAUCAGCUAGCAAAAGAUAGGAAGAAACUGAUAGAUGAGAGGAUGGAGCAGCUGAGCAAAGAGCCUCCGAAAUUCACGAAGUAG